CUGGAAGCUCUGUGGAGCAACAGAUAGCAGAGCGGGAGGCAAAAGAAGAAGGGAGAAGUCUGCUCUCUCUCUUAACCCCUCCAUCUCUACAACAUCUCUCCUCCUCCUCCCAUCUGACGCAGGGAGCCCCAAGUUUGAGGUUUUUCCUCUCUCUUCCUUGCUGCGCACACUGCGUUUUCUUUGCAAAGCACGAGAAACGAAGACUGAGCGCGACGGCAUGCUAGAGACACCUUACGGGAAACAGAAAUGCGGGGAUUGCUCCCCUCGUCAGUUUUAUCCUUGCACCACCACCGAGGACUCGCAGGUUCAACUACAUCUUCGUGUUGACACGAGCUCAGGCGUGCAUGGUUCCGUGCGGCGCACAGAUGGAGCUGUGCGCUCCGAGUGUGAGUGAGAGCUCAGCAGAGCGUGUGGCAGCGUUGUUACCGGAUACCUGCUGCUGCAGUGCCUCCCAAAUGUGAAGAUGAAAAGUUCAAAACAACAUGUGACGGGUUAUCACUUCAAAGGAAAUCCAAAAGGGGCAAAGCGUGCUUUAGCUGAGUGACCCCUUCAGUUAUUUCCCCCCUUUUUUUCUUCAUCAGCGUGCGUCCAGGAUGGAUCCCGUCUGGCUUCUCCUCCUGCUGCCAUCCGUCCUCAGAGCGCAGGUGGCUUCAGAUUUCCCAUCAGGCGUCACAGUGGAGACGGCCAACAGCACUGACUCAUUGACAAACAAUACAAGAACUUCAGAAAACUCCACCAGCCCCUCCACUUCCUCCACUGCUGCAGAGCCUUCGGGGUUUUCCCCUUCAGAAGCUCCCACAGAAAUAGAGGAUGACUGGUCACCGGCAGAGGCAUUUCUGUACACCGGAGACCCCUCGACUCUGGUAGUGGGCCGUUGUUCACGGGCGUAUAGCACCCGUGGGCAGAUGGGACCCCUGCCCCUCAGCUUCACCGCCCCCCUCAGGCCAGCUAUGGAUGCACUAGCCAACACUGCCAACUUUCUUAACAUGAUCUUCCAAGCUAGUGACCUGCAUGAGAGCACGGUGCAAGAGGAUAUGGAGUGGUACCAUGCCCUGGUCCGUGCCCUUCUAGAGGCUGAUGUGCUCAUCCGGCGGGCCCUGUUUACGUUUGAUGCUGACCCAACUGCCCAGGUGCCGCAGCUAGUGCUCCAUGCAACUCGCACCCCAAUGGCUAAGGUGCAGACAAUCAUCCUCCAGGACUUAUCCAAGGCAUGGGAGAGCCUGCACCCACCUGCCCCUGCCCCUGAUGACAGCUGGUUCAGAAAACUGAAAUUCCCAGAGUCCAGCCAGCCAAUUACAGCCCUGUCCAAACGAGUGCUCCUCAAUGACCUCAACACCUUGGACACACCUAAGUGGGGGCAGGGUGACAGCUAUGUGACCAAUCGCAGUGGGGUACGCUGGGAUAGUGCUCCUUUUCUGGACUGUAUGGAUGAACGCUUUGUGCCUGGCUGGAUGCUCACACUCUCCACCUCCUUCUUUGGUCUCAAGCCUGACCUGACACCAGAAUUCAGAGGUGUGAUCCGUGUGGAUGUCAACAUUCAGGACAUUGACUUGGACCAGUGUGCAACAGGGGAAGGCUGGUUUGCUGAUACUCACCAGUGCAACCGCACCACCAUGGAGUGUAUUCCCAUUCCAGGCCGGGGCUUUCGAUUGGGUCAGUACUGCUGUCGCUGUAAAGAAGGAUACUACAGCCCUGACGUAUCACCUCAGGACUCAGAUGGAGCCCCUGUGAAUGAGAGUGACAGCAAUGGUAUGUGUUACCCGAACAUGCCCAUCUGUCUCCCCUGCUGGCCGGGCUGUAAGAGCUGCCAGGACGGUACCCCAUGCUGGGUGCAGGAGGACUGGCUUCUUAGGUCUGGUGUGCUCGCCAUCCAGGGGGUCUUCAUGCUCCUCAUUUUCAUCAGCAUGCUGGUGGCCUACCGGCAUCGUCGCAACCGGCGGAUCCGGGCUUCUGGCCUGCUGCUGCUGGAGACAAUCUUGUUCGGCUCCCUGCUCCUCUACUUCCCGGUCUUUAUCAUGUACUUCAGGCCAAGCACCUUCAGGUGCAUCCUGCUCCGCUGGGUGCGAAUGCUUGGUUUCUCCAUUGUCUACGGCACAGUCACACUUAAGAUGUACAGAGUACUGAAGGUGUUCCUGUCACGCACAGCCCAGAGAAUGCCCUACAUGUCCAGCCUCCAUUUACUGAGAAUUCUGGGAGUGAUGCUGAUGACAGUCAGCUGGUUCCUGUGUGCAUGGACGGUGGGUGUUAUGCAGAAUCGUGACAGAAACAUUCCAGUCUUCAUCACAACCAACACACCUGAUGGACAGGGCUUCAACAUGUGUUACCUUGACCGUUGGGACUACAUGAUGGCUGUAGCUGAGCUUCUGUUCCUGUGCUGGGGGAGUUCACUGUGGACUGCUGUAAGGCCAGUACCCUCAGCUUUCCAUGAACCUCGUUACAUGGGCAUCGCCAUCCACAAUGAGCUGCUUCUCUCCUCUCUGUUCCACCUGUUCCGAUUUACCUUUCCAUCUCUUCAUCCUGAUUGGAUGCUGCUGCUCUCCUUCACACACACCCAUGUCACCAUCACUGUGACACUCGCCCUGCUCUUUGUUCCCAAGUUCCUUUAUGUAUCCAAACCUGGGAGAGAGGAGAUUGCAGCAGAGGUGUAUGAAGAUGAAGUUGACCUGCGGCGCUCUGGCUCCUACCUCAACAGCAGUUUUCACUCUGCAUGGAGUGAGCACAGUGUGGACCCUGAUGACUUUCGGGAUGAACUGAAGAAAUUAUAUGCCCAGUUAGAAGUCCACAAGACGAAGAAGAUGGCUGCAAACAACCCUCAUCUACCUAAAAAACGAAGCUCUCGAUGUGCACUGGGGAGAUCCCUUAUAAAACGCAUAGCUGAAAUCCCAGAAACGAUGAGCCGCCAGUGCAGCCGUGAGGAGAAAGAUGGAUCCUUCCGCAGUAGAAGUGGGAAUCAUUCUGAUUCUUUUAGAAGGUCUACAGAGACGGUCAGUAUCAGUUACAGAAGUUCAAUGAAGUCAGCAUCUCUAUCGCCAUCACCAUCCAUGCGGAAGUCGCAAAGUGAUCAUCACUAUGUCAGGGAACGAGACUCUUUGCACACCUCCACAUUAAGGGCCAAUACUGUGAAGAGAUCCUCACAGCGAUCUGAGACAGACUCCUUGGAUAUACCACCAGGGGUCUGUAAGUCAGCCAGUGCCCAGAAUCUGACGAUUGAUACCAAUCUCUUGCAUCCUGAUCACAACAGACUUCAUAAAUCUUGGAGCCUAACCUCAACUACCAGCCAUUCUAUGGAGAAUAUACCCAAGGUUAACAGAGCCAACACAGUGAGGUCGAGGCCAAGCCUUUCUAUAAGUGACCAGACCAGGAGUGCUCUCAAAUCUGAGUCAUUUGACAAGGCUGAAAUCUGCCCUUGGGAGGUGGAGCCAGAACAGUCAAGUGACAAGAACCAGAAGCAUGUCACAUAUGCAAACUCUGGGGAUGAUGAGGAAAAAAGGCCACCAUCUCCACUUGCACUUGUCUGUCCUUGGGACCAUUUGCCACCUGUAGAAAAGAAGUCUUCUGUGGACAAAGGCCUACAAGGUGAAACCGAGUCCCCCAAGUCUACCGUGUCUACAAGUGCACCUGGUUCUCCAAGACCAAAGGUUGCAAAGGAUCAGCGUGUUUUCUCUUUCCGCACCACUACAACCGCUAAGUGGCUGACUGUGAAAACAUUGAUGGGAUCAAUUGAUGCAGCUAGCAGGUCCAGCAAGGAUGGAAGCUUAAAUAGAGAAGAUUCUAUUUCACAAAAAAGUCAGGAAAGUGCUUCAACAACACCAAGGUCAGGAACAUCAAGACAUCCUAGCAUUGAAAAGAGGUCACUCCAGAAAAGAAGCAUGACAACAGCAGAUGGAAAACCAUGUCUUGUUAAGCAGAAUGCAGUCAGACUCUCUUCUGGGGAUUCCUCUGACAGAAGCCCACGAAGGCUUGUAAUUGUAAAAUCUUCUAUCCAUCCAUGUGAUUCAGAAGAUAUGCAAAAAGAUGGGACAUAUGAACACGUGCUUUUGUCGAGGCAGAGUAGUAAACGUAGUAGUAUAAGUUCUAUAAGCAGCUCCAGAACCCCUUCAACUCACAGAAGAGGUAGUUAUCGAAUUACUCCAACCCGUAAUGUUCCUCAUACAGAUGUAUGUUCAUGGGAUAUCGCUAGUGGAGAGGGACCAAAGAAGCAGCAGAGCAUCAAAGCAGAUGUCUGCCCUUGGGAAUCACAGGUAUCUGAACGAUCUAACGUAUGUCCUUGGGAAUCUCAAGAGCAAGCGAACAUGAGAAGACGAGGAAGUGGUCAUGGAGAAGUUGGUCCUUUGGAAUCUCAGGAUAUUCCAGUUGUUUCUCACACUAUCCUUUCUAAAGAUUUACAGGCACAGCAGCCUUUAAAAGGCCUAUUAAACAUAUGUCCCUGGGAGACUUCAGAGUCUCCCCAGCCUUCAGUAAUACAAACUAAUGAAUACGCUAAUGUUUGUCCGUGGGAUAUGCAGGACAAGGUUGAAGGUGUAUACGAAAAUUUAAAUCCUUUAGAAAACAGGGGAACACUGACAGUGCCCCUUCAGCGAGAGGUCAUGAAAGCUGCAAUCUAUCCUGGUGCAUCAAGUAAUGAGCAACAUUACCAUGCAAUAUCACCUGCCUCAAACUGGGGUAAACACAUAAACAAAGCAGCAGCAAGUUCUCCAUGGGAUUUCCCUGAUCCCCCGACAAUCAAGGAAAAUAUUUGCCCAUGGGAAGGUAACACGGAGCAGACAAAUACAGAAUCAACUCCACAAAUGACAAUAAAGGUACAUAUUUGUCCCUGGGAAAGUGAACAAGACAAUCCAGAAGAUUUAGAAAUAGAUACCUCACUUUUGAAAGCUACUUCAGAACAUACUGAUGGAAAUGACAGCACAAGAGUUAAUGUAUGCCCCUGGGAAACAGCACUACCUGAAAAAACUGCAGCGACCAAAACAAUGUCUCAAGAACUUAAAAGGCCAGCAGAGGUUUGUCCAUGGGAAAUAGAGGAACCAGAAUCAGGAAAGCCAGAGAUCCCCAAAAUAUCAGAGAGCACCGCUCGAGCAAAUGUUUGUCCAUGGGAAACAGGUGAAGCAGGGACAGUUAAAACUGAAGUAUCAGACGCAUCUGAUAAACUACAAAGGAAGGGCAUUUCCCAGGAAAAUGUUUGUCCACUGAAAACAGAAACCCCCAAAGUUCUGAAAAAGCAAGACAGCACAAGGGCAGAUGUUUGUCCAUGGGAGACUGAAGAAUCAAAAGUUCUGAAAAAACAAGGUAGCACUGGGACAGAUGUUUGUCCAUGGGAGACAGAAGAACCAAAAAUUCUCCAAAAACAAGAUAGUGCUCUGGCAAAUGUUUGUCCGUGGGCGACUGAAGACACUACGGCUGCCAAAAAGAACGAUAGCAUUAAAGAAAAUGUUUGUCCGUGGGAGACUGAAGAACCAAAAGUUCUUAAAAAACAAGGUAGCACUGGGACAGAUGUUUGUCCAUGGGAGACAGAAGAACCAAAAAUUCUCCAAAAACAAGAUAGUGCUCUUGCAAAUGUUUGUCCGUGGGAGACUGAAGAACCAAAAGUUCUGAAAAAACAAGAUAGCACUCGGACAGAUGUUUGUCCGUGGGAGACAGAAGAACCAAAGGCUGCCAAAAAGAACGAUAGCAUUAAAGAAAAUGUUUGUCCGUGGGAAACAGAAGAACCAAAAAUUCUCCAAAAACAAGAUAGUGCUCUGGCAAAUGUUUGUCCAUGGGAAACUGAUGAAACCGUCCAAAAGAAAAGUAGCACUGGAGCAGGUGAAGACAAAAAUGAUAUUCCCAACAGUGACAAGGAUGUCAUAGAAAGUCAGAGCUGCCUUAGUGUCGAAGAGACUCCAGCAGACACAAGCCCUGAGCAAACAGAUGAGUCUAAAGCAAACUUAGCCCUGGGCAGGCGAGAUGCUCUGUGCCCUUGGGAGAUGUUAAGGAGCACAUCUGGCUCAUUCACUGACAAUGCGUCAGAUAUCUUUACAUGGGAGCCAGAGAAUAUUCCAGAAGAAGACGAAGAGGACGAUGCCGAGUGUGCUGCUGAAGCUCUUGUAUUCCCACCUGACCUAUAGCUUUAUACUUUUGUAGCUACUGUAGGCUCAGCUAUAGAAGAGCUUCCCUGCAGCUGGCAAAGGCAAAAUUUCUUUCUGAUGGAUUAUUAAACAAUAAUUAAAGAGUAGACUUAAUUAAUGAAAUCUGACAAACAGCCGGGCCAUGCCCACAUGUCUAAAAGCCUGGAAGGCUAGACUUGGCUGGACACUACAAGUUGUGCAGACCUGACUGAAAAUACAUUUUGUAAAGCACGUACAGAAGAUUUAUGUACCCCAUACAUUUAACACAAAAAAGAUUUUUACGUGAUAGAAGGGCAUGUAAAGCAAUUAGCUGAAGUCCAAUGUCUUUGUUUCUGUCCCCCAUACUAAAUGCAAAUGAUUUUGUGCGUCUUUGAGUGACGUCACUCAAUUUUGCCAUGAGAUCAGUAUAUUGAUGGCUGAGCUAAAAUUAUUACAAAAGCCAAAGUUAAGUCAGCACUACUCUCAAACAAAAGUACAACACAGGGUGUCUACAGAUACGACACUUUGGAAUACUCCUGCCCCAUAUAAAGAUACACCAGACAACUCAAAAUUCCUUAAAAAAUCAUUUGUUCAAACUAAAAUAAAAUACAAACUGUCAAGCAGGAAUACAAUGGACACAGUUACAUUUCAAAAGUAUUGAUAAAACUAUGCAUACUUUUUUGUUUGGGUGACUCAUUUUCCUGACUAAAUACUAAUGUUUACUAUUAAAGUGGACCGACUAUGCUUUUAUUUUCUGUCAUGCUCACUGCCACAGUGGUAGCUGCUCAUAUUUGAACACAAAGUUUUUAAUGGUGUGUGAAAAUUAUUCUGCGAGUCAAUAGCUUAGUUUCAGACAGUUCUAUCUACUGUGCUCAUUAUUUGAUAUAAUUGAGAGGGGAUAUCCCUAAUGUGGUCACCUCAGGCACCCACCAACUGUUUAUACCUUCUGUUGUUGAGGAGCAACUAAUCAAAAUGAAGAUGGUCUAAAAAAGAUAGGAAAGAAAGAUAAAACAGCUUGUUUCACACAGUGAAUGAACUUAAUCUGAACUCCGAGUCAAACUCCAGUCCAAGAAAAACAUAUGAAAAACAUUGCAAUCACCACAGAGCUGUUGUGUAAUCACCUUUUGAAAACACUGCAGCUAUUUGAUAAGGCUGAUUACUUUUUUAAGCACAAAUGACUUAAGCCAAAAGUGGUUUGCACCACAGUAGUAAAUAUUUCUUGGUUGUUUAACAGAUCUUGACAAUAUUUUUUUCUUUAAAGACAACAUCUUAUGAUUUUCAGAUGGUCAUCAUUAGCUAAUCACUUCUUCACAUCAAACAAUGCUUUUAAUUUCAGUGUGUGAUAUUAGUGAAUGUUACUUUAAGUUCUGAAUCACUGCUCACAGAUUUCAGAGUCAGCUUCCAAGUUAAAAAAAAAUAGUAAUAUGUGGUAAAUUCUGGACUUUAAAUAUCAGCAGUUGUUAGUUAAGAUGUAAUUAAGCUGCAUGUCCAUGCCAGCAAAUAUUGUUUGAAAUUCAUUGAUGGUUAUCAUCAGACUUUAUGCUGCUACAGUGUCAUACAGUGAUUUUAUUGUUAAACUCCAGUUGUUGGCUCCAAGUCUUUUUUUGUCAGUGGACUGACCUAGUUUUGUAAGCAAUGUUUGUGUUUUUUUUAAUCAGUGUACUGUAAAUUGU
Pelmatolapia mariae (spotted tilapia) is the source of this 7750-nucleotide messenger RNA. RefSeq names its product G protein-coupled receptor 179 (gene gpr179). The record is from RefSeq and is a predicted model, not a curated record. Gene Ontology annotation, molecular function: G protein-coupled receptor activity. The coding region runs from base 594 to 6098 and encodes 1834 amino acids. NCBI's taxonomy places the organism in Eukaryota, Metazoa, Chordata, Actinopteri, Cichliformes, Cichlidae. Gene Ontology annotation, biological process: G protein-coupled receptor signaling pathway. Gene Ontology annotation, cellular component: membrane. The transcript has 11 exons.